Ornithorhynchus anatinus (platypus) is the source of this 3250-nucleotide messenger RNA. RefSeq names its product heterogeneous nuclear ribonucleoprotein U like 1 (gene HNRNPUL1). Gene Ontology annotation, molecular function: protein binding. NCBI's taxonomy places the organism in Eukaryota, Metazoa, Chordata, Mammalia, Monotremata, Ornithorhynchidae. The record is from RefSeq and is a predicted model, not a curated record.
GCCGUCGCCGCCAUUGCCGCCCCCGGGCCCGCUGACGGGGACGCUCGGGCCGCUCGGCGGGGCCCGGGGAGCCGCCAUGGAGGUGCGGCGGCUGAAGGUGAACGAGCUGAAGGAGGAGCUGCAGCGCCGCGGGCUGGACACCCGGGGGCUGAAGGCCGACCUGGCCGAGAGGCUGCAGGCGGCGCUGGAGGCCGAGCGGGACCGGCCCGACCCCGGGCAGCCCGAGCCCCCGGGCCCCGCACCCCCGGGCCCCCACACGCACCGACACCACCACUAUGACGCGGACCACCUCCCCGAACAGAAUCAGCUGUACGAGGCUGGAGAUAUUAAGCAGGAGAACGAAUCCGGGCGGGAGAGAAGGCCGGAAGAGGAGGAGGAGCGGCCCGCCGUGGUACCUCCAGUGGAGGUCAAGGCCGAAGCGAAGCAAGAGGAAUCCCCCGCUGGCCUGCCCGCCCUGGACCCGUCUCAGCCCAGGCAGGACCGACAGCCGUUCCAGAGUCGCAAGAGACCUUUCGAAGACUGCCGCGGUCGGGGUUACUAUGAACACCGGGAGGACAAGAGAGGCCGAUCUCCUCAGCCCCCCGCCGAGGAUGACGAGGAGGAGUUUGACGACACGCUCGUGGCCAUCGACACGUAUAACUGCGACCUCCAUUUCAAAGUGGCCCGGGACCGGUGUAGCGGCUACCCCCUCACCAUCGAGGGCUUCGCGUACCUGUGGUCCGGCGCCCGGGCCAGCUACGGGGUCCAGAGGGGCCGGGUCUGCUUUGAGAUGAAGAUCAACGAAGAAAUCUCCGUGAAGCACCUGCCGGCUUCGGAGCCCGAUCCUCACGUGGUCCGGAUCGGCUGGUCCUUGGACUCCUGCAGCACACAGCUGGGAGAAGAGGCCUUUUCUUACGGCUACGGGGGAACCGGGAAGAAAUCCACCAACUGCAAAUUCGAAAACUACGGCGAGACGUUCGCCGAGAACGACGUGAUCGGCUGCUUCGUGGACUUCGAGUGCGGCAACGACGUGGAGAUGUCCUUCACCAAGAACGGCAAGUGGCUGGGCAUCGCCUACCGGCUACGGAAGGAAACGCUGGGCGGCCGGGCCCUCUUCCCGCACGUGCUGGUCAAGAACUGCGCCAUCGAGUUCAACUUCGGACAGAGGGACACCACCUACUGCCCCGUCCCGCCGGGCUUCACGUUCAUCCAGCACCUUCCCCUCGGGGAGCGGGUUCGGGGAGCCGUCGGACCAAAGAGCAAAGCCGAGUGUGAGAUCCUGAUGAUGGUGGGCUUGCCAGCUGCGGGCAAGACCACGUGGGCCGCCAAACACGCCGCCGCCCACCCUGCCAAGAAGUACAACAUCCUGGGCACCAACUCCAUCAUGGACAAGAUGCGGGUGAUGGGUCUCCGCCGUCAACGCAAUUACGCAGGCCGCUGGGACGUCCUCAUCCAGCAGGCGACGCAGUGCCUCAACCGCCUGAUCCAGAUCGCCGCCCGCAAGAAGCGCAACUACAUCCUGGAUCAGACAAAUGUUUAUGGAUCAGCCCAGAGACGAAAUGCGUCCUUUGAAGGUUUCCAGCGCAAAGCUAUUGUCAUUUGUCCUUCGGAUGAGGAUCUAAAAGAUCGAACAAUAAGGCGCACUGAUGAGGAGGGGAAGGAUGUGCCCGAUCACGCGGUGUUAGAAAUGAAAGCCAACUUCACGCUGCCGGACGCCGGGGACUUCCUGGACGAGGUGCUGUUCAUCGAGCUGCAGCGGGAGGAGGCCGACCGGCUGGUCAAGCAGUACAACGAGGAGGGCAAGAGGGCCGGCCCGCCCCCGGACAAGCGCUUCGACAACCGCGGGGGCGGCUUCCGGGGCCGGGGCGGCGGGGGCGGCGGCUUCCAGCGCUACGACAACCGCGGACCCCCCGGCGGGAACCGCGGCGGCUUCCAGAACCGCGGAGGAAGCGGGGGCUUCCGGGGAGGUUUCAACCGCGGCGGGGCCGGCGGAGGCGGCUACUCCCAGAACCGCUGGGGCGUGAGCAGCCGGGACGACGACAGCCCCGGCCGAGGCGGUUACACCCGCGGCCCCCAGCAGCAACAGCAGAGCUACAGCCCGGCCCGGCCCCAGCAGGCCGCCGGCUACAGCAAGAACGACGGCGGGGCCGGCGGGGGCACCGGGCCGGCCGGCGGCAGCUACGACCCAGGACAACCGAGCUACACUCAUCCGUACAACCAGGGCGGAUACAGCCAGACGGGCUACACCGCGCCCCCGCCCCCGCCCCCGCCCCCUCCCCCGGCCUACAACUACGGGACCUACGGGGGCUACAGCCCCGCCUACACCCCGCCGCCCCCGCCUCCGCCCCCGCCGCCCCCCAACCCCGGACCGACCUACGGUCAGCCCGGCUACAACCAGUAUCAGCAGUACGCCCAGCAGUGGAACCAGUACUACCAGAACCAGACCCAGUGGGCCCCGUACUACGGCAACUACGACUACGGGAGCUACUCCGGGAGCUCGCAGGGGGGCUCCGGCACGCAGUAGCCGGCUCCCAGGUGCCCGGGACGCCCCCUCCCCGCCCCUUCCCCUCCAGAGAAGGCAUGUCCGUCCCCCCUCCCCCCGCCCCACGAGAUGCAUUAUUUCUUUACACGUUUUAAAACGGGACACACACAAAAUCUCUAACUUUCUACGCCCCGCCAAAAGAACGCUCGACUCCUCGCCCUCCCCGGUAGGUGCCAAGCACCCUUCAGGCUGAGAUGUCCGGUAGCUGGAGGGGGAGGGGUCUCCUCGGGCCCACCCCCACCCUCCCCCGGGCCCCCCCCGUCCCCGCCCAGCUUCACCAGAUUUUAACGCAGUUUAGUGUAAAUCCUUCCCGGAGAUGUUUUAUUGUCGAUUUUGCAAAAAAAAAAGAAAAAAAAAGAAAAAAAAAGAAAAAGUUUGAACCCAAAUGGAGGAGGGAAGGAGGAGAGACAGUGGGUGGAGAUUUUAUGGCGAUUACUGCUUUUUUUCCUUCUUUUUUUUUUAAAAAAAAAAAAAGAAUUUAUGUAACUUUUUACUCCGGGUCGGCUGUUAAUAUUUCAUCAGGAUCGUUUCUUUGCCGAAUUCAGGUUGACGGAGGAAAACGCGAGUCCGGAAAAAAACAAAAAAACCGAAAAAAAAAAAAACCCUUCCGAGUAACUUUUUCUACGAUGUCUGAGUUCCCGUUAAACUUUGCACAUGCUUUUGUGUCGAAUUGAAUUGUAACUGCUUUUUGUAUUUGGAGAGAGUGAAUAUUGAACUUUAAACCUUUUA